CCGAGGGCGAGCGAGAGAGAAGGGGGCGGGAAAGUGUGAGAGAGAGGAUUUUGGGGGGGAAAAAGGAUGAGGGGAAGAUUUACGAGGGAAAAAGGAAGCAACGAAAUAGUGCUGGGUGGGUGAGCGUCUGUCCGUGUGUGAAAUGUGUGGAAGGGCGUUACGUGCCUGCAUGACGUUCGCGGGCCAUGCAAAUGAGAUGCCAAGGUGUAACGGGAAUUAAUGACAGCAACGAGGGAGACGACGGCACCGAACCAGCAGAGGGCAGCCGAAGCACCGGCGGCGGCGGCAGACGCAGGAGGAGGAGGAGGAAGAGACAUACACGAUCUCGGCGUUGUUGCGUGUUUUAGUCGCGGGCUCAGAGUUUGUUCUGGUUUUUGUUGUUUCCGGUUGGAGGAGAUGGCCGUGCCCUCCUCUUCCUCGAAGAUCUGCUUCAACCCGAAGUGUGGCGCCUCGUCAUCGGAGAGGUGGUGGAAAGGAUGGAGAUUAAGGUCCGGCGACGUGGCCGAGCUCUGUGACCGCUGCGGCUCUGCGUAUGAUGAAUUAAGGUUUUGUGAAGAUUUUCAUUUUGAUGCUGCUGGGUGGAGGAACUGUGAGACAUGUGGAAAGCGUUUACACUGUGGGUGCAUCGUUUCAGCUCAUACAUUCUCGCUUCUGGAUGCUGGUGGAGUAGAAUGCAUUUCUUGUGCCAAGACAAGUUCGCUUAAUGCAUUAAAGCCGCCUUUUUGGUUAUCUCCUCUACCUUCCGUUGACGGUUUAACAGAUCAAUAUACAAAAAAAUGGAGUCAGGCUCCGGUGCCAAAUUCUGGGCUUGCGCAGGUACAGCAAUCUCCUGGGCUUUUGCAAUCCUUAGCUUGGAAUUCCAACUCAUGUUCAAUGGUGAAGUAUCCUAGAACGGAAAAGGUAGGUGAGAAGCUCCUAGAAUUGGAGCAGGCAUUUACCUGCUUUGUUGAGAACCAAAAUGUAUUUCAAAAGGAAGCAGGUGGUAACUUCAAGUUCCCUGCACAGAACGAGACUGACGUUGGGAAUUCAGAAAUUAAUGUGCGGAGUCCUUUAGGUGCAUCAGUUCAAGAUAAUAUAGGAGGGUUGCUGGAUACUAAGCAUGUGGAAGGAAGAAAGAGCCAUGAAACUGAAAGCAACAUGAUCAUAGAUGAGCUUGAAAUCAAGAAAUCUCUUGAUGGUCAAAAACAUGAAUCAUCUGCUUCAUGCCAAAAUGUAACACAACAUUCUGCUUCUCUGAAGGACAAUGAAGCAAGGGAUUCAAGCAAGCCUUCUGGAUCUCAUGCACGUGAACAGAGGCCUUCUAUGUUGCAACAGGAAUAUCCUUCCAGCUUUCAUACUGGACUGGACUUUUCUAAAGAGGCAAAAACUCAGGCCACCAUGGCAAGGCAUCGCACCAAAGGACUGGCAAGAAAUCAGUCUAUCCUUUCUAGAUAUUGGCCAAGGAUCAGCAAUCAGGAUCUUCAGAAAAUAUCAGGAGACUCAAGUUCAAUUAUCACCCCUUUAUUUGAGAAAACAUUGAGUGCUAGUGAUGCAGGACGGAUAGGGCGCCUGGUGCUGCCAAAAAAGUGUGCAGAGACGUACUUCCCGGCAAUUUCUCAUCCUGAAGGACUGCCUCUUAGGAUUCAGGAUGCAAAUGGAAAGGAUUGGGUAUUUCAAUUUCGAUUUUGGCCAAAUAAUAACAGUAGGAUGUAUGUGUUGGAAGGUGUAACAUCAUGCAUUCAGUCUAUGCAACUGCAAGCUGGAGACAUAGUAACUUUCAGUCGGAUAGAUCCUGAAGGAAAGCUACUGAUGGGAUUCAGGAAGGCAUCAAGUUCUGUAUCAGAUCAGGAUGUUCAGUCACUUGAGAAACAUACAGGUGGGGAAGUUUCAAGUAGGUUCGACAGAUGCAAGGAAGUUGUAACAGCUCUCCCUUAUAUUUCUUCAAAAGCAAACAUUGGGUCAGCCAAUGAUUCGUCAGAUAAAAGGAGAAAUAGAGCUUUUGGUUCAAAAAACAGGCGACCUUAUGUUGACAGCACACUAAUGAAGGUGAAAAUGACGUGGGAGGAAGUACAGGAAUUCCUACAGCCGCCUCCAAACCAUGUUCCCAGUAUUGUAAUUAUUGAAGGCCAUGAAUUUGAGGAGUACGAGGAACCACCAGUACUAGGAAAACAAACUAUAUUGUCUGCCAAUAAUAUUGGGGAAAAGACACAAUGGGUGCAGUGCAAGGACUGUUCAAAGUGGCGUAAGCUGCCUGUUGAUGCUCAUCUACCUCCAAAAUGGGUCUGCUCAGACAAUGUGUGGGAUCCAGUAAGGUCUUCAUGUUCAUCAGCACAGGAGGUUCCCACAGAGCAACUCCAGGGGUUUCCUUCAAAGAUUGCACAUAAAGAAACUCAUGUAUCAAAAAAGCUCAAAAGCGGGGAGCGUCUCACCAAGCUUGAUGAGCUCGCGGACCUAGCCAUUUUCGAUGAAAAUGAGUCACAUCAUCCCUCAACACAUGCACCCACCACAAGGCAUCCCCGUCAUCGCCCAGGAUGCACAUGCAUAGUUUGCAUCCAGCCACCAAGUGGGCAGGGUCCAAAGCAUGAGCCUACUUGCACAUGCAAUGUCUGUCUGAUGGUGAAGAGAAGGUUCCAAACUCUCAUGUUGCGGAAGAAGAAGCGGCAGUCAGAAAAGGAAGCAGAAAAUGCUCAGAGGAACCACCCUAGUUCACCUGAAAAAACCGAGGAUAAAGUCAUAACUUGCUUGCAGGAAGUGGCGUCAGAGAAACCAGAUGAUGAUCCAAGCAAACAGAGUUCAGAUUUGUCAAGAAAUGCAGCAGAUAAUGGAGGAUUACAAACCUGUUUGGCUUACAAGGAGAAGGGUGGUGGUGCAGGAAAGGCCAAAAUAGAUUUGAACAGUCAGCCUGAGCGUGAAGAGGAUUUAUGUCCUUGUUCAGACGCAGUCGACAUGGCAAAGCCAUUCCAUGAUUUUAUGUGGAUGGGGAUCGGGUGUUCGUCCAGAGCUCAAGAAAAACAAACAGGCACAAAUACUGUGGACCUAGUUGAUGAAAAAAUAGGAGAGACUAAUGGUGAUUCCCAUGAGCUUGGCUUGCAGGGAGAAGUACGCAGUCCUGGAGCAACCCUGUUCUCCAAGCCAGCGACCACUGCUGCAUGAUUAUACUGUCAUGCCAAUCUCGAUCUGUCGUGCAGCUCUCUCUUGGUUGUCAGCAUAGAAGCUGCAAGUGUUCCUGAGGAGAGGAUUGGAACUCAAAUCUUUCUCCUUCUCUGGGAACUUAUUGUCCCUUUCACAUCUAACAGUGAGAUUUGUGCCGGACAAGCAGAAUGCAGGGGAAAACUGCGCGCGGUGGACAUAUACAUGCAGCAGACCAGCUAAGUCAUCUUGUAUAGGGUAGUAAGAUUUCAAGAUGAGAAUAGAGAAAUUUUGUUGUAAAAUUAGCAUGUGGCUGCCGGUCUUGGUUGUAGAAUAGAAAUUUUUUAAAGCCAAGGAGUAAUUUA
Messenger RNA from Nymphaea colorata (pocket water lily), 3473 nucleotides. Its product is annotated as B3 domain-containing transcription repressor VAL1-like. Gene Ontology annotation, molecular function: DNA binding; zinc ion binding. The transcript is spliced from 14 exons. The record is from RefSeq and is a predicted model, not a curated record. NCBI's taxonomy places the organism in Eukaryota, Viridiplantae, Streptophyta, Magnoliopsida, Nymphaeales, Nymphaeaceae. Bases 220 to 3132 code for a protein of 970 amino acids.